Molecule: messenger RNA, 303 nt
Organism: Yamadazyma tenuis ATCC 10573
Lineage: Eukaryota; Fungi; Ascomycota; Pichiomycetes; Serinales; Debaryomycetaceae
Gene: N19M
Source: RefSeq, a predicted model, not a curated record
GUCAAUAGUAAACCAACGCAAAUAUGGGUGUAGCAGACAAAGUAUACGGUGAAUACCCAGUCUACUUUAAGCAACCAAUCAGAUGGUUGAAAUAUCAUGCACACACAAAACCACACUUUUUUUGGUCAAUUGCCUUUGGAUUAUCAGCUCCAGUAUUAUUGUUAGCCACUCCUAUAAGAAGAAAGUACUUGUGGGCCGACCAUGAACCAAUUCCUCGCACCUAUCCUUUGCCCAAUAGACCAAGAGACAAAAACUUGUCGGGAUACGAUGAUUAACCGCAUAUAGAUAAUACUACAAAACGUG